CCCAUUUGUGGACCACUUGCCAGGUCUUCUGCCUAAAGAGUCAGAGAAAGCUGCUUUUCAGUUAGUGUUCCCAAAAGUAUGGCGCACUCACCUGAAGCCUACCUGCUUGCACUUGGCAGGCACUGGAGAUCAUGGGUUUUGGAGAAGAAAAAUGCUAAUGGUUUUAAACCACUUUUAGACGAAUCAGGAAUUGCAUCAGCCAUCCUCGAGAAUCCCUUUUAUGGUUGUCGGAAACCUAAGGAUCAGCUUCGCUCAAGUCUCCACAAUGUUUCUGAUUUGUUUGUGAUGGGUGGCUGCUUAAUUUUGGAGUCCCUGGCUAUAUUUCACUGGCUUGAACGCAUGGGCUUUGGACCACUGGGAAUUACUGGAAUAUCCAUGGGUGGCCAUGUAAGUUUUCAAGAAUGUCAUUAUAUGAUUUUUUUUAUGAUAUUUUUUAUCUAUGAGAGUAUAGUAAUGCUAUAUGGCUUCGAUAAAUCUAGUAGAGAAUAA
Molecule: messenger RNA, 489 nt
Organism: Cherax quadricarinatus
Lineage: Eukaryota; Metazoa; Arthropoda; Malacostraca; Decapoda; Parastacidae
Source: RefSeq, a predicted model, not a curated record